Molecule: messenger RNA, 765 nt
Organism: Hansenula anomala
Lineage: Eukaryota; Fungi; Ascomycota; Saccharomycetes; Phaffomycetales; Wickerhamomycetaceae
Gene: PRX1
Product: thioredoxin peroxidase PRX1
Exons: 1
Coding region: 1-765 (254 amino acids)
Biological process (GO): cellular oxidant detoxification; cellular response to oxidative stress; cell redox homeostasis
Cellular component (GO): cytosol; mitochondrion
Molecular function (GO): thioredoxin peroxidase activity
Source: RefSeq, a predicted model, not a curated record
AUGUUUACUCGUUCAUUGCUAAGAUCAACUGCUUCAGCUGCUAGAUCAGCUCGUGUUGCUCCAAGAAUCUCAUCACCAAUUUUCGUUAGAGGUGUUAGAACUUUUAAGCAAGAAGAUCAACCAAGAUUGAGAAUUGGUUCUACUGCUCCAAAUUUCAAGACCCAAACUACUGAUGGUCCAAUUGAAUUCCAUGACUGGAUUGGUGAUUCAUGGGUUGUGUUAUUCUCACAUCCAGCUGAUUUCACACCAGUGUGUACCACUGAAUUAGGUGCUUUUGCUGCUUUACAAGAUGAAUUCACUAAAAGAAACACCAAAUUGAUUGGUUUAUCAGCAGAAGGUCUUGAAAGUCACAGCAAAUGGGUUAAGGAUAUUGAAGAAAUCUCUAAAUUGAAAAAAUUCACUUUCCCAAUCAUUGCUGAUGUCGAUAGAGAAGUUUCAUUCUUGUAUGAUAUGGUUGAUGAAGAAGGUUUCAAAAACUUGAAUGGAGGUGUCGUUCAAACAAUCAGAUCAGUUUACGUUAUCGAUCCAAAAAAGAAGAUCAGAAUCACCUUCACCUAUCCACCAUCAACUGGUCGUAACUCUGCUGAAGUUUUGAGAGUUCUUGAUGCUUUGCAAUUGACUGAUAAAAAAGGUGUUGUCACUCCAAUUGACUGGGAACAAGGUAAAGAUGUUAUCAUCCCACCAACUGUCAGUGAUGAAGCUGCCAAAGAGAAGUUUGGUGAUUUCACUAAAGUUAAGCCAUACUUACGUUACACCAAAGUUUGA